AUGAGGAGGGAUGUACGCAUUCUGCUUGUUGGCGAUGAGGGUGUGGGGAAGAGUACAAUCAUCACUUCUCUCAUCAAAGAGUCCUUCGUCGCCCACGUGCAACAUGUCGUUCCAGAGGUCACCAUUCCUCCCGAGGUAACCCCGGAGAACGUCACUACAUAUAUAGUUGAUUCAGGUGCGGGACUGCAAGAUAGGCAACAUUUAGAAUCCGAAAUACGCAAGGCCCAUGUAAUAUGCGUGGUUUACUCUAUCGACAACCCUAAUUCUUUCGACCGAAUACCAGCAUUUUGGUUACCCCACUUCCGACAAUUAGGCGUUAAUGUACCUGUUAUACUGGUCGGGAAUAAGAUCGACCUGCGAGGAGGCGAAGUGACCAAUGAAGCACUUGAAGAUGAAAUAAUACCCAUAAUGAACGAUUUCAAGGAAGUCGAGACUUGUGUCGAGUGUUCAGCCAAGCUUCCUCUAAAUGUUUCCGAGGUCUUUUAUUUCGCACAGAAGGCGGUUCUGCAUCCGACGGCCCCCUUGUAUGACUCGAAAGAUCAUGUACGUCAACUAUUCAAACUCUGCGACGCAAACAAAGAUGGCGUGCUUGAUGCUGCUGAACUGAACGAGUUUCAGAGAAAAUGCUUUGAUGCACCCCUGCAACUUCAAGAACUCGAGGGCAUAAGAGAAAUGGUCAGGGAGCAUGCCGCAGAGGGCGUCAGGGACAACGGCUUGACGGAGGCGGGUUUUCUUUACCUCCACACCAUCUUUAUACAGCGAGGUCGCCUAGAGACCACAUGGACCGUCCUCCGCAAGUUCGGCUACGGGGAAGAUCUCAAGUUGACCGAGUCUUUCCUUUUCCCGAAGCUUGAUGUGCCUCAUGACUGUUCCGUUGAGCUGAGUCCCAAGGGAUAUCAAUUCUUCACUGACAUCUUUGAGACGUUCGAUAAGGACCAAGAUGGUGCCUUAAAUAUGGCGGAACUGGAAGAGCUGUUUAGUACGUCACCAGGUAACCCUUGGGUCAACCAAAAAUUUCCGGACACGACGCUGGCCGACGACUCGGGAGCAGUCACUCUUCAAGGGUGGCUGGCCCAAUGGAGUAUGACAACACUGCUAGAUCACAAAGUAACUCUUGCAUACCUGGCAUAUCUCGGGUAUCUAGAUGAACCACGUACCAGCGCACUCCACACCACGCGCCCCCGAAAGCUCGAUCGACGCAAAGGGAAAGUGACAAGAAAUGUUUUUCUAUGUUAUGUGUGCGGCGCUGCUGGUUCUGGGAAGUCGUCACUACUGCGAUCUUUCGCUGGGAAGCCAUUCCGGGAAGCAUACGAGCCAACGAGCAAAAUACUCAGCGUCGUUAAUGCCGUGGACAUUGAUGGGUCAGAGAAGUAUCUUGUGCUGCAGGAGUUUGGUUCUAAAUACGAGACGGAAGUCCUCCGUGCAAGCAAAAAGCUGGACCUUGCUGACCUCAUAAUUUACGUCUACGAUUCGAGCGACACGAAUUCAUUUUCAUACAUCAGCAAUCUACGGCAACAUUGCAAUCUAGACCGUAUACCGACCCUCUUUGUUGCAACGAAAUCUGAUCUGGAUCUUGCGCAACAGAGACAUGAGGUGCAACCUGAUGUAUACUGCAGACGGUUGGGCUUGCAGGUUCCCGUAGCUGUGAGCGUGAAAACGGGGCAAACCGCAGACGUCUUCCACGAAAUGUGUCGGAUCGCGAUGAACCCCCACGCGGCGACACCAGGAGGUGCAGAACAUGCAUUGACAUGUGCGGCAGAACGGCUACGCAUGUACGUGACCGUGACCGCAUUGCUGGGUGGCUGCAGCGCGGGGUUGGUGAUGCUUUACAGGAGCCUUUUGCGCCCGGGUACACCUCUGCUUCCUGGCUGGACCACACAUUGGGCUGCAUGGUUGCUUGGUAGAAGGGACUUGUAA
Pisolithus orientalis is the source of this 1917-nucleotide messenger RNA. RefSeq names its product EF hand associated-domain-containing protein. Lineage: Eukaryota; Fungi; Basidiomycota; Agaricomycetes; Boletales; Pisolithaceae. The transcript has 15 exons. Gene Ontology annotation, molecular function: GTP binding; calcium ion binding; GTPase activity. Gene Ontology annotation, biological process: small GTPase-mediated signal transduction; mitochondrion organization. Bases 1 to 1917 code for a protein of 638 amino acids. Gene Ontology annotation, cellular component: mitochondrial outer membrane. The record is from RefSeq and is a predicted model, not a curated record.